Molecule: messenger RNA, 1488 nt
Organism: Danaus plexippus (monarch butterfly)
Lineage: Eukaryota; Metazoa; Arthropoda; Insecta; Lepidoptera; Nymphalidae
Product: UPF0669 protein C6orf120 homolog
Exons: 4
Coding region: 71-532 (153 amino acids)
Source: RefSeq, a predicted model, not a curated record
AAAGUCAUAACAACGUCUGACAAAUGCGAAAUAUAUUUUUAAGCCUGCAUAUAAAACCAAUUUUGAAGAAAUGCGAAGGGAAUUUAUACUUAUUUUGUUAGGUAUAAUAAGCGUUUCCACCCUUUCGUCCUUAUUGACGACAUAUGUUCAAGUGGAAGCGGAUAAAUUGCUGUUAGACACGGUAGUUGGAGUUGUGGGUGCAGGCAACUUUUCGUAUUGGCAAUUGGGGCAUUCUGGACCCCUUUUAGUAGAACUGACGUCUCUUUCCGGUGAUGCAGACCUUUAUGUGUCAGAUUCACUCAGACCAAGUUACGAGGUUGAUAAAAAUAACUUCAGCUCAGCAACCUGCGGAGCCGACACUGUCAGUAUACCCGCAGAAUUUCCAAGACCCAUAGGAAUCGGUGUGUUUGGUGACUGGUCAAAUAAGGUCUCGGAAUACAGCAUUCAGGUCUUCCUUGAUACAUCGGUUCUGGUCAGGGACGAGUCCGUUGUAGAACAUGCUAAGAUCAACACUGAAAAAACCGGUGGGUGAAUGUGGGAUUGGGUAUUGGGUUAAGUCCCCACCAAACCUCCCAGCAAGGAGAAGCUGAGUACAAAACGUGGCGAUGAUGACCGUCCAAGGCUGGUGAAGUUCCUCAGCCUCCUGGACAUGAUCGUGGAGAUGUUCUUCCUGUAGUCGAUGCUGUUAACCUUCACAGCGAGGACAUCGGUUACAUUGCUAUCAAUUCUAGUCACCCAUGGGUCUUGAGAUUACAAAGCUCUCCGGAACAUUGUGAGCCGAACCUUAUUUAUAAUUUUCUUGCAUAUUAUUGUCAUAGUUUUUAGUUUCAAGCGACAUAUUUUUGGAACUAAAUGUAUGAUCAUAAUGGCUUGAAAUAAUUUAUCGAUGAUCAAUUGACUUUUAACACUUAACCACAUCUGUCACUUCCACGUGGAAUGUCACUCUUUAUAUUUUUAAAAUUAUUUAAAUUUUUGCUUUAUAAAAUAAGUAAAUAUAAAUAUGUAUGUCUGUAUGAUUUUUUUUAUAUCAAUGAUUCUGUUUGCUUUCGGUUACAAAUUCCGUAACCAUGAUCGAGAUGAUCCAUAAUAAAACAGAUAGGCAAUUUUUAAUAAUUUAUUUAAAUAAAAAACCUGAAAUAAAUUAAUCUUAACACAUUGUAAUACAGACAGACGGACACACGGACAGACAGAAUACUUUAAGAACAUAAUUAAUAAAAUUAUAAACAGAUCUUUCAUUUUAUUAACAUUUUAGGUCUUAAUGUGACCUAAAGCUGAUCAAGUAAAUGUUAGUAACACACUAAACUAGUCCUAAUAGUGGAAAGGCUGAACAGAUUUUGAUAAAAUUGAUUGUAUGCGACAAUCCAUUGUAUUAAGUCAUGGUGAUAUAUCUUUGUGCAUUUAUUAAUAGAUUAUUUAGCACUGGAACAAGGAGUCCUCCGACAAGUUGCAAAUAUAAGAUCUUUUUCGCUGGAAAAGUACUUGGAAUUA